UUCCAUAUUAGGCCUGGAAUAGCCUCGUCUUCACCUCUUUCGGGAAUGGGCGAUGGCCCUGUCGACACUAUCGCUGUCCGGCUCCUCCGUGGCGCAAGGGUCCAAACUCCAAAGCUAUUAGAUUGGUUCGCCAGGCAUCACCUCUAGGAUAUAAAACUCGGAAUCUCCGGUUUCAGAGGGUGGGAAAGGUCAACUUCACACCAACCACGAGUUGUGCUAUUUGCUAUCUUGCCAUGGCUGCCCUCUCCCGCCUCAAUGGACAGAUCUCCACCUUUCUCGCUGUUGGCUUUCUAGCCUCGUGGGCCUUCACUUCGUUGAGUUUGACCACCAUCAAUGUCCUCAAUACCGAAUCGACAUUCACCGCGCAGGCCGCCUCCAUCAGCUUGCUCACCUUCCUCGUCUGCCGAUUGCUGGUCCGCCUUCAGCCUGUCGCCCCCACCGAGGAAAGAACCAUCGCGCAUCUCCUUGCAACAGCAGACAAUGGUUCUCGACGGGGCGCGCUCAUUUUCAUCUCUUUCUGCAGAACAUGGCUGUACGAGCUGCUGACCAAAGGACUCCUCCUGCUUCUGCUGACCUUCUUUGGCGGCGUCAUGGCGACCGUGAUUUACAACGACCCCAACUUCUCGGAAAACUGGCAGACUGAGCCGGUAUCCGAUCAGCCCCAGACGACGACGGCCCUGGCUGAGAUUAAUGACUUCAAGGAAAAGGCUGGCUUUGAUCCGACACAACUAUUUCGUUGGAUCCCACCUCAGGCAGUCGUCUACUUUAUCGCCCUAGUGUGGUUUAACUUCAUCAGUCUGGGGCUGUACAUUCUCGGCCAUGCGCUGAAGGCGUUUUGUAGGAUCUUGGGAUUUACUGUUACGCGAACCACCAGUAAAGACGCCCACACGGUGAAAGGGCGCUCCUGAGAAUGCUUGGAUGGAAUGCCAGAUUAGGGGAGACUCCGUGCAUAACAGACUCGUCCCGAAUGUCAAGAAUGGUUUCCUCGACCACAUUUUACUACUUGCAAUGCAACUCCGUUGUGAUCCCAGCGAUAUCUAAUAUCGGAC
Messenger RNA from Aspergillus piperis CBS 112811, 1049 nucleotides. RefSeq lists its product as uncharacterized. Lineage: Eukaryota; Fungi; Ascomycota; Eurotiomycetes; Eurotiales; Aspergillaceae. The record is from RefSeq and is a predicted model, not a curated record. Bases 234 to 908 code for a protein of 224 amino acids. The transcript has a single exon.